GUUUUAUCGUGAAUAAACGUAAGUGCUCCCCGAGCUCACCCGUCCGCUAGAGUAGCCUAGCACCGCCCUGUUCUGCCCCGUCCUGUCUUGUCUUGUACCCCCUCCCUCCCCGUCUUGCCCCAACGUCCCAGUAGUGGACGUUACACUACCUCACCAAUCGAUAUGGUGAGUUUGACGUCCAGAAAGCGAUUCUGGACCAAGACGCCAAGCGCCUCUUCCGGAGCUACCCUUCCCCGUCCCCGAGCUUCUACGGCGACCGCUGGCUAUUGAAGAUUAUGGACGCACCCGAGGACACCACGAUGUACACCAAGGCCGAGCGAGCAACUGCCUCUGUCGUCUUUGCCCGCAUUUUGAUGAACCGCUGCAUUGGAUCGGAGGGUAAAUAUCGAAUUACCCGCAACAAAUUGAAGACUUAUUACGAUGCCGUCGAAAAUGCCGCCAAACUCGGGGACACUGUCGCGGUGUAUAUACUGGGCAUCGGAUAUCUGAGUCGAUACGGCCUCUCGGUUAUAUACUCGGACAAUGUUGUCGAGGAGAAGGCGAUUCCCAGACUCGAGAAUGCGAGUGCCGCCGGGUAUCCGUUUGCCACCGCCCUUCUCGCUACGAUCUACCGACGCAAGUGGCUCUACCAUCGAGGCAAUCGAAAGGAAAUGAAGUUCUGGAGGCUCCUAUUCAACGCCCAGUGGACACAGAGUGCUGAACACUGGGCGUCCGUCCGCAGGUUCUACAGAAGGGAGGUCGUCACUCACACAUCCGUCAUCAGCAUUCCCCAAGCCAUCGUCGACCUCAUCGCCCACAACGUCAAGUGCUUCAGGGAUCACCCGGAUUUCAAGCCUCUGAGUGGUAGGGAGAGCAGACGUUUGUACAAAUGGUACCGGGCGAACGACUUUUACGAGGCCGAAUUUGAAAAAGACGAAUACUCCAUGUCGGAUGAUGAAUUGGCGGAUUUCUGCAGUGAAUCGAUGGACAUUGACGAUGAUGGUGAUGUUUUUGUGCUGGAUGAUUCUGUUUCCAUUCCAUCCGAGCUCAAUGGUGCGAUCUUUGACUUGACUUCUGACUCUGAGGAUGAAUUGAUUGAAUAAAGACACUGCUUUGAUCCGUGUACAUGUACUCUGGGUGAUGGG
This is a messenger RNA of Polychytrium aggregatum, 1124 nucleotides long. RefSeq lists its product as uncharacterized. The record is from RefSeq and is a predicted model, not a curated record. Gene Ontology annotation, molecular function: protein binding. The coding region runs from base 276 to 1082 and encodes 268 amino acids. The transcript has a single exon. NCBI's taxonomy places the organism in Eukaryota, Fungi, Chytridiomycota, Chytridiomycetes, Polychytriales.